Messenger RNA from Coregonus clupeaformis (lake whitefish), 2507 nucleotides. It is a transcript of the gene prelid3b, whose product is annotated as PRELI domain containing 3. Gene Ontology annotation, molecular function: phosphatidic acid transfer activity. Lineage: Eukaryota; Metazoa; Chordata; Actinopteri; Salmoniformes; Salmonidae. Gene Ontology annotation, cellular component: mitochondrial intermembrane space. The coding region runs from base 107 to 691 and encodes 194 amino acids. Gene Ontology annotation, biological process: phospholipid transport. The transcript has 6 exons. The record is from RefSeq and is a predicted model, not a curated record.
GUGGGAGGGGAUUUGCGCUGGGUCUUUUCUGAAUGCGGGCGGCUUUCCCAACAGUGUGACUGCAAUCACAGGCUGAUUCACUCCUAAACUCACCAUCUCACCGACCAUGAAGAUCUGGACAUCGGAACACAUUUUCAACCAUCCUUGGGAGACUGUCACCAAGGCUGCUAUGCAGAAGUACCCCAACCCCAUGAACCCCAGUGUGUUUGGGGUGGAUGUGUUGGACCGUAGCGUGGACACGCGGGGACGCCUGCACAGCAACAGACUGCUCAGCGCUGAGUGGGGCCUGCCCUCCAUCGUCAAAUCAAUCAUUGGCAGAACACAGACGUGCACGUACAUCCAGGAGCAUUCUGUAGUGGACCCCGUUGAAAGGACAUUCGAGCUUCAAUCUUCAAAUAUCACAUUCACUAACAUGGUGUCAGUGGAUGAGAAGCUUACAUACAGACCACACCCUGAUGACCCAGAGAAGACGAUAUUGACCCAAGAAGCUCUCAUCUCAGUCAAAGGGGUCAGUCUGAGUAGCUACCUUGAGGGAGUUUUGGCUAGCACCAUCUCUGCAAACGCAGGCAAGGGUCGUGAGGCGAUGGAGUGGGUGAUCAGGAAGCUAAAUGCAGAGAUCGAAGAGUUGGCAGCUGCAGCCCGCGGCACCAUGAGGACGCCCAUGGCUGCUGCUAUGACUGCAGAGAAAUGAAACAUCCUCCACCCUCUGCAUUCCCAGUCUGGGGACAUUGUUCUUCUGUGCCAGAACAGACUCCACCUCCCUUUGUGCUGCUCUGAUUCUCAUUAACUGGCCAGCCAGGCAUCACAUCUCCAAGUUUGAUUACAAUUCAAGUACUGUAUUUAUUAUUAAUAUUUAUUAUUAUUAUUUAAGUACUAACUGAAAUGAAGGGAACAACGGUAAUCCUAAUAUCUAUUUUUGAACAUUUUUAUAGAAAAAAUAAACUCCUAGAGCACCAUCUCAAAUGCAGUGUCUGUUGGAGUAGAAUCUAAAUAUGCUCAGUUGCUCUGUGCCCAAGAUGGAGACUAGAGCAGGGUCAUGCUAUGUUAUGCCAUUAUUAUUAGAAUGCACUAGUACUAGGUAAUAGCCUCAGGGACAGUGUAAAAUAUAGAGGACGGUUCAGAGAGUAACAACUUGGUUCUGUACCGAACUUGAUGGACAGUGCUAGCCUGGUCCCAGAGUUGGCAAGAGAGCACAAACAGAUCUGGGACCAGGCUAAGACCGCAGCAGAGGUUAUUGAAUAAUAAAUCCUGGGUGACCUGUCCCUUUUAACAGACAGAACAAGAACAGUUUCAACAUGCUGCAUUUGAGGCUGUUUUCCUGCGGAAAGUUGCACCUAAAUUUAAGAAUGGUAAGGCGUGGUCUGGGUUUUUCAUACUGUUAUCAUUUUACAGUGACAUUUGAGUGAAAUCAUUGACACGGGGGAGUGAAAUGUAACUUUGGGAAGAAUUAACAGAUAAGAAACAUAUGGUUGCAUGAGUCCUCACUGAAUGUUUCCAAUGUUCUUGGGUGCCUCAGAAGUUUGACCCUCUGCCAGCACAACAUGUCUGUGUUCGCAGAGUAUUAUGGCCCCGACAAUGAAUGCAUUUUCUAAUGCACAUACUGUACAGAAGAGAUGGGUUGUGCUCUGGCUCCUCCAGUAAUGUUCUGCAUUCUCUCCCAAGAGUCCAAAUAUUUAAAUAAUAUAAAAUAACUGUUUUGGCUAAAUGUGCCAUACUGCUAUAGCCUCAGUAUGUUAUGGAAAUGUCUGCUAUGUUUGACGUAUGGAGAGAAUAUUUAUUUUAUUUAUAUAGAGGGAUGAAUGUGUUUUAAUUUGGUUGUAACCAAUGGUACUUAUUGUCAGUGUUACUUACUGACUGGGAUGUCAAGUAUAUAUUCUAGAUCAUAACGAUGUUGAGGCGAUCAAAUACCUCUGCUACCAACUGUCUAAGGGCCGGUUUCCCGUACGCAGAUCAAGUUUAGCACUGGACUAUUGAAAUAGCUUUUUAAUCCAGGACUAGGCGUAAUCUGGGCAAACCGGCCCAUAAUGUUUUGUCUUGGGUCUAUGGUGAAAACUUGUGUUGUCGAGGGAGAUACGUCAAGGAAAGAAUGAUGCUACAUGUGAUGUAUGCAUUCCAAAAACCAUGCCAGUUUGCAUUGUCAAUACAAAUGGUUUAUUUUCCGUUGCCAGAGCCAAAGUUCUAAUAUGCUUUAAAGUGGUAAUGUCAAAUAGUCUAGGUUGGUUAUUUGUCAAUGAAUGUUCUGUUCUGACAUUACCUGAUGUGAGAAUGAAGGGACAUGUUGAUCGUUAUAACGUUCAGAUGUGUAAGGAGUAAUUUGUGGGUGUUUUUAACCCAUAUUUAGAAUAAAAUGACAACUUAACUCUACACCUGCACAACAAUACAACUUAGUUGGUGCUGAAGUGAUAAUGGAUUGAAAUGAUUCUGUAAACUCAAGUUCCAAACGGUCAAACAGAAAUGAAGACCAGGCGUGUUGGUUUACAUGAAAAAAAAUAAAGUCCUCUGAAAUA